UUUCCUGUUUGCUUUCCAGUGAAGUCAUGCAAGAUGCAUCUGCAAGGGUUACUACUGCUGGCUUUCGUUCCUUUUUGCAUCUCACGGCCGUCGUCUACCGAACCACCGCCGGUCGAUGGAGAAGUACCACCGGUCGAUGGAGUUGGUCCACGUGACGAAGGGACAAAAAAACUGGUGAAUGGUCAAGUCUACGGAGUUGACGAUGAAAUACAUGAAACAGUCGACCCAGAUGAUCCCAUGGUCGAUGAAAUUGGUGAUGAGGAACGUCCUAAAAAAGCCGAAGAACUGUGGGGCAUACCAUCCUCAUUCAAGGACAGCACCCUUAAGCAGUGGGGAAAGUAGAUAAACGGCCAAAACUCUGUACCAGAGCAAGAAUCAGAACAAGAUUCACUGGUUAUAUUGCAAAUAUAUCGUCUUGAAACGUUUA
This is a messenger RNA of Orbicella faveolata, 427 nucleotides long. RefSeq lists its product as uncharacterized. The record is from RefSeq and is a predicted model, not a curated record. Lineage: Eukaryota; Metazoa; Cnidaria; Anthozoa; Scleractinia; Merulinidae.